UUUGGGGCGGGCUUUGUGACGUCAUCGUCAUAGACGCGUGUAUGCGGAAGUGGUCAGAGGACGAAGGUCUGCAGGCGUGAUGGAGGUGCGGAGUAAAUUAUUGAACUCGGUUGAUAAGUGUGUGGACGAGGCUUUGGAUGGUCUCGUCAGGAGUAACGGGGAUCUGGUGCUGCUGCGGGGGCACAGAGUUGUGCUGCGGUCAGAUCUGGAGAGCAUUAAGGGAAAGGUAGCGCUCCUGUCCGGAGGAGGAUCUGGCCAUGAACCCGCACAUGCAGGUUACAUUGGCAUGGGGAUGCUGUCUGGAGCUGUGGCGGGAGCUGUAUUUGCGUCCCCUCCUCCAGGUAGUGUGCUGGCUGCCAUUCUGACUCUGUGGAAGGGAGGCGCUUCAGGAGUCCUGCUCAUCGUGAAGAACUACACGGGUGACCGUCUAAACUUUGGCAUAGCUGUUGAACAGGCCAGAUCACAGGGCGUCCUGGUGGACAUUGUGAUUGUGGCCGAUGACUGCGCCUUCGCUCAGCCCAGCAAGGCCGGCAGGAGAGGCAUUUGUGGAACUGUGUUCAUUCAUAAGCUAGCUGGAGCUCUGGCAGAGAAAGGCUGUCCUUUGGAUGAAAUUGUUGCAUGGGUGAACAAAGCAACAAAAAAUAUCGGCACAUUGGGUGUUAGUCUGUCUCCAUGCAGUGUGCCCGGAUGCCUUCCAACUUUCCAGCUUCCACCAGGAGAGAUGGAGCUGGGACUGGGGAUCCAUGGAGAACCCGGUAUUAAGAGAUCAAAAGUGGCCUCAGCUGAUGAAGUUGUGAAGACUAUAAUAAAUCACAUGACUGAUUCCUCAAACAAAUCACAUCUGCCGCUGAAGUCAGGAGACAAGGUGGUGCUGUGCGUGAAUAAUCUUGGUGGUCUCUCAUGUUUGGAAAUGGCUGUGGUUUCCAAAGCAGCUGUACAUUGCCUAGAGGAGCGUGGUGUGCUGGUUGUCAGGGUGAUGUCGGGAUCAUUCAUGACAUCACUGGAGAUGGCGGGAAUGUCUCUUUCUUUAAUGAAGGUUGAUGAAGAGAUGCUCAGACUGUUUGAUGCUAAAACCACAGCCCCAGCCUGGCCAAACCUCAGCACGACCUCUCUGAGUGGGAGGAACCUGUUCAUGGAACCUGCAGAAAAACCUGCCGCAGCUUCAGAUAAAUAUAAUGACGGCUCGCUUUCCUCCGUCAUUCGCUUGGUUUUGGAGUCAGUGUGCAAGAUCCUCCUGCAGCGCCAAGAGGAACUCAAUGCUUUGGACCGCGCAGCAGGGGAUGGAGAUUGUGGGAGCACACAUGCUCUUGCAGCUAAUGCCAUUCAGGAGUGGCUCCAGACCAGUAGAAUCCCUGGCAACCUUGGCCAGCUUCUUGCAGAUCUGGCUCUGUUGGUCCAGGAUAGGAUGGGAGGAUCAUCAGGGGCGUUAUAUUGCUUGUUUUUGUCCGCGGCUGCCCCUCAUCUCAAACAAAACUGUGAUGGUGCUGCUUGGGCCAAGGCAUUGCAUGCUGGGACAGAGGCCAUGAAGAGAUAUGGAGGUGCUGAACCAGGAGAUCGGACCAUGCUUGAUGCCCUAUGCCCUGCUGUAGAGGAGUUGAUGAAACUUUCCACAGCACCUCCUGAUGGUCACAUGGCUAUACUACAAGCAGCAGUGGAGAAAGCAGAUUUAGGAGCGGAAUCUACCCGCAGUCUCACUGCAAAAGCUGGACGUGCCAGUUACGUUGCAUCUGAACAUCUGACCCAGCCUGACCCCGGUGCAGUGGCGGUAGCCGCCAUUCUGAAGGCCAUACUCCAUUCUUUAAAGGAAGAGAGUUAAAGAAGCUCACCAACAUUAUGCAGAUUACUAAAGUUCCCCUAUUAUGCUAUUUUAAAGGUUCCAAAUUUUUUUUUUGGAGGUCUCCUACAAUAGAUUUACAUGCAUCCAAGGUAAUAAAAAAAACCUAAAAAAAAAAAACUUUAAUUUUCUCAUAAUAUACACAUAUGCACAUGACCUAAUUUCUCAAAGAGGAUUCUGUCUCUCUAAACCCCUCCUUUCUGAGAGCCUACUCUUCUCUGAUUGGUCAGAUGGUCCAGUCUGUUGUGAUUGGUCUACGGCUUACAGAGCAGGUGUCAGAAACUAAACGCCCAUUACCAUAUAAAUUUCAGCUGCGGAGGCUUCUUAAAGCACUUGAUAAACAGUGAUACGAACGAUGGUUUUUCCAUAUACAGUGAGACUAAUUGCUGACGACUAGUUUCAGCAGUUCAGAAUCGAUUCUUUAUUUUAGGAGACAAUAACUUUAUUUGUUGUGCAGUUUGAUCUUUAAAACUUUGCACUUUACAUUACCUAUAUUACACACUGCAUGAAAGGUAAUAUUCGAAAAAGCAUAAUAGGGGCACUUUAAGGAACCGUAAAGCAAAAGGUUAUAAACAAAACACAAGAGUUUGCUAGCAAUGAUUUUUGCAGGUCUUUAAGAUGCUGUGUUUGAUUUUUAAAAACAUUAAAAUACUUUCUCUGAUCCCAGUAGGUUGAUCCCUGAAGAGUGUAAAAACUCACAGCUCUGCUGCGUUUUCAACAUUCAACUUUGUUCGACCAACAUAGCAAUACUGGCUCAAUCAUUUGUGUGGGUUUGGUCCAAGAAACCUGUUUAAAACAAGUCAUUAUUUGUGUAUUGCAAUUUGGUGCCGCUUACUUCAGCUUUAACUCUUCAGUUUUAAUGAAAAUAAUGGAAAUACUGAAUAAAUAAUUCAUCAAUACACUGCCAAUAAUGAAACAAUAAAAGUGACCAAGACCAAACAUUGUUAAAAUGAGAGGGCUUUUGUAGUUGAAUUGUUCUUGUUUACUGUUGUAAACAAUUAUGGCAAUUUCAGUAUUGUAAAAUGAAUGAAUGUAACUAAUAAAAACUGCUAUAUUUUAAUCUGUGAUUACAUUAUUUUGAAUAAUCAAAAAUAAAAUGUUCUGUCACCAUUUA
Molecule: messenger RNA, 2948 nt
Organism: Ctenopharyngodon idella (grass carp)
Lineage: Eukaryota; Metazoa; Chordata; Actinopteri; Cypriniformes; Xenocyprididae
Gene: tkfc
Product: triokinase/FMN cyclase
Exons: 16
Coding region: 80-1816 (578 amino acids)
Biological process (GO): glycerol catabolic process
Cellular component (GO): cytosol
Molecular function (GO): ATP binding; glycerone kinase activity
Source: RefSeq, a predicted model, not a curated record